AUGGAUAACGAAAGUGGUCAAAGUAUGUUACAAGCAUCUCAGAAUACAAAUGGUGACAUUCAACAGUCGACUUCGGGCGGUGGUGUUAUUGUUCUGAAUAAUAAUGAAUUGAGAACAAGUGGUGGAAAUCAAUCUCGCAUCGUUACUGUGGCUGACGGUAGUUCACCAGAUCGUGUUAAACGAAUAAUUUUGAAUACAAAUUCAUCGUCCAAUGCAUCUACACUUCCACAAGGACAAAUUUUGCAAACAGCCGAUGGCCAAUUGAUUAUCUUACAGAGUGCCGACCAGCAGUCGAAUCAGCCACAAUAUGUUCAAGUCGGUGGACAAAUUUUACAAGUAAGUGGAGUACAAUCAUCACAACAACCACAAACAAUAACAAUUCCAGCCGGUGCAUUACAACUCGGUGGCAAUAAUCAAAUCUUACAAUUAGCUUCAACACCGUCGAAGAUGCAAACGGCAACAGCAACAAAUUCAACAUUACAACAAAAUGGAACCGUUAUUAUGAUGGUACCCGGAAAUUCUGGCCAACUUCAAGCAGUACAAAUGCAAACAAAUGAAACAGCUACGGAAGAAGAACCGUUAUAUGUUAAUGCUAAACAGUAUAAUCGUAUUUUGAAACGUCGUGCAGCAAGAGCGAAACUUGAAUCCGAAGGUCGAAUACCGAGAGAAAGAAAAAAAUUUUUACAUGAAUCACGUCAUCGUCACGCAAUGAAUCGUAUUCGAGGAUCGGGUGGACGUUUUGCAGCUGGCUCGAAAAAAGCACAAUCAUCGACAGCCGCUGAUCUUCAUCUACAACAACAGCAACAGUUACAAACCCAACAACCAAUGCAAAUCAUUGCUCAUCCACAAACAACUCUUGCACUUGUUGGUGCUAAAACGAUUAAGGCGCCUACCCGAGCAAAUGAAGUUAUUAAAGUGGAAUAUGCCAGAUGA
Messenger RNA from Didymodactylos carnosus, 933 nucleotides. The record is from the annotation of a GenBank genome assembly. NCBI's taxonomy places the organism in Eukaryota, Metazoa, Rotifera, Eurotatoria, Philodinida, Philodinidae.